Cryptosporidium muris RN66 is the source of this 2412-nucleotide messenger RNA. RefSeq names its product TPR repeat-containing protein. Lineage: Eukaryota; Apicomplexa; Conoidasida; Eucoccidiorida; Cryptosporidiidae. The transcript has a single exon. Gene Ontology annotation, biological process: cell division. Gene Ontology annotation, molecular function: protein binding. The record is from RefSeq and is a predicted model, not a curated record. The coding region runs from base 1 to 2412 and encodes 803 amino acids.
AUGGCAGAACACGAAAUAUUGCGAAUUUUGGAUUAUCUUGGAAGGUGGCAACUUUCAGACCAUAUUUCCUUUUGGAGUGAAAUACUCUAUAGCUUAAAUAAUGAUAGAGAUACUUGUAUAUCAUUGGCUCAAACUUGUCUCAGAGAGGUCAAUUUUACCCAAGCCUAUAAGUUUUUAAAGGAAGGACUGAAUAAAAAAAAUUACACAGAGAAUACUCAACCUUCUGGAGAAAAAGGAAAUAAUAACUUAGAUGAGUCUGAAUUACUUUGUAGAUAUCUUUUAACUCAAUGUUGCAUUAAACUUGGGAAGAUACAGGAGGCUGAAAAUAUAUUUACAAGUUGUUUUGUCGGAACAUUGUCUGAACUAUUAAAUAAUUCGACAAUAUCUCCUUCAAUAUCCCCAAAGUCAUGGAAAGGAACACCUAUAGUAAAUUCCAAUAAUAAAACAGCAUCAGAUAUGUUUUUGUCUCUAUGCAGCAAUCCAAUUUUACUAAUUAAAUCUAUUCAUAAUGGCUCUUUAAAGAUUCCCGGAGAGUCGGCUGGGCUUUAUAUUAUGGGAAAGUUAUUUGAACUGUUAGAUUUAAAAUUGGCUGCUUUAUACUGCUAUGUGAUAGCUGUUGAUUGGAAUCCAAUACUAUGGAAAGCUCAUGAACGUUUAGUUUAUUUGUCAUGCCAAAUGCCCCAAGAAUUGGCAGAUAUUUGUUGUAGUUUGAAUACUUGGAGUGAAAAGUACUGUGAACUAGAGAAUAUAAGUGUUAAUGGUAGUCUCUCAUCUUGUCUAUCUAUCUAUACUGAAGAGUCAAACAAGUGGACUGUUAAGAAAGUUCAAGAUGGGAAUCUAAUCGUAACUUUGAGAGGAACUUCUGAAAGUGAAGACUGUAUAUGUUUGAAUAUUGCAGAUUUUUUUUACAACUUAGAGGAUUUUAGUUCACCUAGACAACAAUAUAGAUAUAAAUCAUUUUAUUUAUGGUUAGAGUCUGUACAAAGUGGACAUAUAACAACUUCUUUAAAAUGGCCAUAUUCUAAAUAUUUUGACAAUAACUUUAAAAAUUCAGAAUCAACAGCAAAAUGGAAUAUGAUUGGUUCAGAUAGGGUAAAUAAAGCAAUGGUAAAUAUUAAGUGUAAUAAUGAAAAUAAAUAUAGAGAUUCUAGUUGUGAGCUAAGAUCUGGUUCAAUAUUUGAGAUAUUACUACCUUUAGCAAGAUUACUGUACCAAUCGGAAUGGUAUCAAUGUAACGGCGUAAUUAAAGCUAUUGAAUCUUUCCCAAAACCUCUUAGUGGACUUAGCCUGGUGAUAGAAUUACAUGUAAAGGCUUUAUUUGAAUCAAGUUUAUGGGAAGAGUGCAAUAAUUUAUGCUCUAAGAUAAACCCACAUAAUAAUCGCCAGCAAUGGAUAAAUUGCUUAGAUUUAUAUAGUUCUUGCUUGUGGCAAUUGAAAAGGAGCGUUGAAUUAAUAAAUUUGGCAAACUUAGUUCUUCAGUUAGUUGAGAAGGAUGUUCCUCAACUCUGGGUUGUUAUUGGAAAUUGCUUCUCACUUCAUAGAGAAUAUGAAAGUUCAAUUAAAUGUUUCAAAAAGGCUGUACAAUAUAACCCAGGAUAUAUAUAUGCAUAUACACUAAUUGGGCAUGAAUUUUCGAUAAUAGAGAAAUAUGAUGAAGCUAUUCAAAUGUAUCAGAGAGCCUUAAAAUUGGACCCAAGGUGUCACAGGGCUCAUUGGGGAAUAGGUUAUGUAUGGUUUAAACGUGAGGAAUAUUAUCAAGCUAGAGCACAUUUUAACAUUGCUCUACAAAUAGUCCCUAAUAAUUCUACUUUAAUUCACUAUUUAGGGCUCUGUCAUCUUAUAACACAUGAUUUUCUCACAGCUUAUAAUACAUUUCAAAAGGGAAUAUUGAGAGAUCCUAGAAAUCCAUGGUUGAAGUAUCAUGCUGGAGUUGUAUUACUUGAGCUUGAAAGAUAUGAAGAAGCUCUAACAAUGCUAACUGCAGCCCAUCGUCUAGCAUCAAAUGAGCCUAAUAUACAUCUAUAUCUUGGUAAGAUAUACGCUCAACUUACUAGGAAGGAUAAAGCACUGCGACAUCUUAAUAUAGCGUUUGAUCUAACAAAAGACAUUAAUGAAAAACAAAUAAUCUUAAAUUUAAUGAAAGAUUUGGAUGAUGGUAUACCUUUAGAUAGUAAUAAUGCACAUAAAGUUAAUGGGAAUGGAUCUAGUACUAGUGUCAAUAGUACAUUUAAUAACAAGAUAUUGUCUUCAUUUAGAAAUCAUCACUUCUUUCCAAUACGUAGUGAUCCCCCUAAUCCAUUUACAUAUCAGCAAUCACAAACAUCUCAUACUCUUCCUACAUCUUCAAAUACACCAAUGAUUACAAAUAAUCAUUCAUUAUUGCUAUCUUUUAUGCCUGGAAAUAAUCCUUGA